AUGGACCGGCUGAAGCCAAAGCGAGCUGUACGCCGAACGCAGACUACUAAGGUCAUCAACGAGGCGACAGCAGCACUGGCCGACCCGACUACUACACCGCAAACGUACGCAUCACUGCUGGAAAGGCUGUUGCACAACAGCAAGGAGCUAAGUAUCUUGGAUAGAGAAAUAGAACCGCUGAUUACCGAUCAGCACAUGGAUCAGGAGUAUGCGACAGUGCUCGAAUACGAAGAUCAAGUCCUCAAGAUGACGAGCCUGUUGAAGGCGAAGGCAACGGAACCCGUUCUGAACAUUGGGCAGCCACCACGACAUCAACGAACCCGAUAUCAAACAGUGGAAGGCCAAGUGCGGUUCGACUGCCAAGAAGAGAUUGAACAAGAGCAUCUUGGAAAGCUGAGAACACCUCCUGUGGUGACGUCGUCAGACGACAUCCGGGGUCUCCGCCGGUUGUUCGACCACGUGCAGACACACAGACGAGGACUACAGGCCCUCGGAAUUUCCCCGUCAACGUACGCCGCGUUACUCGUGGACAUCAUCCUGAAGGCGUUACCUGGUGAUAUCACCGUCGAGUACUAUCGUCGAUCGGCUCGUGGAUCCAUAGUUUCUGCACAACCGAACACGUCAGGCGGCCACCAGGGCUCCCAACGGAACGACGAAAGCACCAGAAUGACGGGGUCAUCCGGAUCCGAGCUCGACAGCAUUCUCGAUUUUCUACAAAUAGAAGUGGAGAGCAGAGAGAAAGCUGGUAACAGCAAUGCUAGCAAAAAUGAUUCUGGUCGAGAUCAACAAGCGAAGGGAAACCGACUCAAGAAACCCCGACCAGCAUCCGCAGUUUUGCAUGCAUCGGCGAAGGUGGCACGGUGCAACUUCUGCGAUUCCGAGCAGCACACGAUGGAGAACUGCACCGCCCCCAUAGAUUUGGAUCGAAAAAAGAGGAUACUCUCCGCAGAAAGUCGCUGUUUUAGGUGUACAGUGAAAGGACACCGCGCCAAAGAUUGCAGGAGGAGGGUUGUAUGCUCGUCGUGCAAAGGCAAACACGUGACUUCACUCUGCGACCCCAACUGGAACUCCGUCUCGGGGACGAAGGUUAAAACGGUCGAAACAACAAGCAUGUACGCCGCAAGCACAGGAGGAGCAAACGAUGGCGACGUCGUGCUAUUACAGACAUUUCGAGCGUGGAUUCUCGCCGGAAAACAGUCGGCCUAUGUUAGAGGGAUCUUUGAUGGCGGCAGCCAGAAGACUUUCGUCCGUCAAGAUGUAUCCAGGCGGUUGAACCUGGAGAAGCUAGGCGACAUAGUGGUGAGGCUGAACACCUUUGGCGACGCUACGGCGGGAGGAGUCGUUCACCGACAGAAACUGGUGCAAGUAAAGCUCCGCAGCCAGUAUGAUCAGAAGGAGCACCUGCUGGAGGCCGUGGAGAUACCGUUCAUCUCCAAGGACAUCGUGUCACUAUGCCCAGACGACGCUCUCGUAGAAGCAGUCAGAGCUGAAGGAGGACACAUUGCCGACGAGAUGUUUUUUCCAGGAGUAGAAGCAGAACCUGGAAUCGGGCUUCUGAUAGGCGCAGAUCAAAUGUGGAAGCUGGUGAAGACAAACGUCCGUCGCUGUGCCGGUAAAACGAACACAGUCGCCGUCGACACACACUUGGGUUGGACGUUCCAAGGACCAGCCGUACUCAAGUCAUCGUUGACUGAGGAGACUAAAGCGCUUACCUGCGUUUUGCACGUUGAAGCCGCAACGGAGGAAAGUACCUUCGAUCUGAGGAAAUUUUGGGAGCUAGAGAGCCUAGGAAUUACCGACAACGCCGAUGACGGUCGCCACGAGGAAAAUACAGUCAUGAAGCAGUUUGAGAGCACAGUCACGCGGGAGGAUGGUCGGUACAAAGUAGGGUUGCCAUGGAAGCACACCAGUAGUCCACUAGAAGACAACAGAGAAGUCGCAGAGCACCGGUUACGUACUUUGGUCAAACGACUGCGGCGAAACUACAGCCACUUAUUAGACUACGAUGGAGCAAUGCGCAAAUACCUGGAGCAAGGACACGCGGAGGUCGUUACUGAUUCGGAGCCAACGUCGUCAGAGCAUGUAUAUUACAUGCCACACCAGGCGGUGAUUCGGGAAAGCUCCACAACCACCAAACUCAGGGUCGUUUUCGACGCUUCCGCUCACGCUCCAAACACAGCUCCAUUAAACGCGUACCUGGAAAAAGGGCCCAAGCUGAACACAGAACUAUACCGCUAUUACUGCGCUUUCGCACCGAACGUAGUGGUUGGAGAGGAAGAUCGAGACGCACUGCGUUUCUUGUGGUACAAAGAAACACCGACGGAGGAGGGUCCUUUACCAGCCCCCGAAGUUUGGAGAAUGACUAGAGUACCGUUUGGGACGACCUCGAGUCCGUUCCUCUUGGCAGCAACACUUAUACACCACCUGAACGGCGUAGAGGAACGGUUGAAAGCAACAGCUUCCAAGCUCGCCGCAUCCUUCUACGUGGAUGACCUGUUAACAGGGGCUUCCUGCGAGGAGGAUGCCCAACGGAUUUACAAAGAAGCCAACGCGAUCAUGAGAUCGGCGGGAAUGCACCUGAGGAAGUGGGCAUCAAAUUCUAAGCGUCUUAACCAGCUUUUUGAAGAACAAGAAGAGGUUGGUCCCGGAGAUCACGACACAGGCUUACUGGGAUUACGAUGGGAUCGGCAGACAGACAGUCUGAAGCUUGCACAACACAACAGGAGUACCGGUUCGGAAAGCACUACGAAACGAACGAUACUGCAAGUCUCUGCAUCGGUAUUCGACCCACUAGGUUUCGUGUCACCAUUCACGAUAUGUUCAAAGAUUCUAUUCCAACGGAUCUGGCAAGCCGGCGUUGGCUGGGACGAAGACCUACCCGUGGAGAUGGUUGAAGAGUGGACACGAUGGGUCGAGGGCCUACCGUACAUGCAACGCAUCGAGAUACCGCGUUUUGUGAGCCAAGGAAUAGGAGACAUCGCGGGAGUACAAGUACACGUUUUCACGGACGCAAGUCCCUUGGCAUACGGAGCAGUUGCAUACUUGAGAACAGAAGACACGACUGGGGACGUCUCAGUAACGCUCAUGAUCUCGAAGGCGCGCGUCGCACCCUUGAAAACUUUAACAUUACCGCGACUGGAACUGAUGGGAGCGUUAGUCGGGUGCAGGCUAGCAAAGGUCAUACGGAGCUCCCUUACAAACUGGCCACUGAAGUUCUACUUCUGGACGGAUUCCAGCAUCGUCCUUCAAUGGAUCAAAGGAUCAGCCCUCCGGUGGAAACAGUUUGUACGGAACCGAGUCACCGAGGUACAAUCCACCACAGAUCCGGCAUCUUGGCGUCAUUGCCCGGGGAAGGAGAAUCCCGCAGACUUGCUGACGAGAGGAGAGAAAAUGCAAAGGUUGUCGAGCUGCAAGAGGUGGUUGAAGGGUCCGGAAUGGCUGAUUAGAACUACGGAGUCAUGGCCGAACUCAGCACCCAAGGAAAAAGUAGAGGACGAAGAACUGGAAGCUGAACGUGUAAAGACCCAAGUCUUGUUGGCAGGCAACGACCGUCCAACGACCAGCGUCUUGAGCCUGGAGAACUACAGCCGACUGCAAUUCGUCCUCCGUGUGACCGCGUGGGUGUACCGCUUCAUCAACAACUGCCAACCGAAAGUAAAGGUUUCAGGGCCUCUAACAGCCGAAGAGAUACAGAGGGCGGACCUCUACUGGAUCAGGGAGGCGCAGAAACAAGAGUACAACACAGAGAUGCAGCAACUAAGGCGCGGCGACGGGGUCCACGAGAAGUCUCCAAUCGCUGAGCUACGACCAGUGCUUGAUGGUGACCACAUAAUGAGGAUAUCGAGUCGUUUGCAACACGCUUCGUUGUCUACGGCUGCAAAGCACCCGAUAUUACUGCCUAAUGGACACAGGCUUGCUGAACUCGUUGUGGAAAAGGCACACCGACGGCUGCUACAUGGAGGUGUGCAAGACACCAUGACCGAAGUAAGGGAGCGGUAUUGGAUCCCCAGAUGUCGACAGCUGGUGAAAAAAGUCCUACAUCGGUGCGUCGUCUGUCGGCGGUUCAAAGCUAGACCAGCAUCAGCUCCCGUUGCUCCGCUUCCUGCUGAUCGAGUAAAGGAAACAGGACCGUUCGAUGUGAUAGGGAUCGAUUUCGCUGGACCCCUGUUCGUGAAGUCGCCGGACGGAGGGGAUCAGAAGACAUAUAUCGCUUUGUUCACCUGCGCAGUUACCCGAGCGGUACACUUAGAGCUGGUGACGACGAUGAGUACCGCAAGUUUUCUGCUAGCCUUCAGACGGUUCACUGCCCGACGAGGUGUCCCGUCCGUAAUAUACACGGACAACGCUUCAACAUUCAAGAAAGCGGACAGAGAGAUCUGGAAGGCACUGCGCGGACCAAGUUUCCAAGACCACCUCACCGAAUGGGAAAUUCACUGGAAGUACAUUGUGGAGCGUGCUCCGUGGUGGGGUGGUUUCUGGGAGCGGCUUGUCCGAGUGGUGAAGAACAAUCUCAAAAGGAUCCUUGGGAAAAACCGGUUCAGUUUUGAAGAACUGACCACGAUCCUGCACGGUGUGGAGGCAGUCGUAAACUCACGUCCUCUGACUUCCGUCGCCGACAGCCCGGAUGAAGCAGAACCACUUACGCCAGCGCAUUUCUUGGUCGGCAAGCGGGUUACUUCGUUACCAUCCUUCUCUGGGAGCGCACCUAAGCCGACAGAGGAUCUACAGGCCCGUUGGAAACAACAGCAGCUCUUACUAGAUCGUUUCUGGAAACGAUGGAAAGAAGAAUAUCUUCUGCAACUUAGGUCAGCGCACAUGGCCAAGACGUCCAGCAGAAAACCGACGCUACGAGUGGGAGACUUAGUCAUUGUUCAUAAUGAGAGACUACCGCGUCACCUGUGGAAGACCGGACGCAUCACAGAGGUGUUUCCAGGCAGGGACAAAAACAUUCGCGCGUGUGCA
This is a messenger RNA of Ornithodoros turicata, 4962 nucleotides long. RefSeq lists its product as uncharacterized. Gene Ontology annotation, molecular function: zinc ion binding; nucleic acid binding. The transcript has 3 exons. The annotation marks the transcript as partial. The record is from RefSeq and is a predicted model, not a curated record. Lineage: Eukaryota; Metazoa; Arthropoda; Arachnida; Ixodida; Argasidae. Gene Ontology annotation, biological process: DNA integration.